This is a messenger RNA of Gopherus evgoodei (Goodes thornscrub tortoise), 567 nucleotides long. It is a transcript of the gene EME2, whose product is annotated as essential meiotic structure-specific endonuclease subunit 2. NCBI's taxonomy places the organism in Eukaryota, Metazoa, Chordata, Testudines, Testudinidae. Gene Ontology annotation, biological process: replication fork processing; resolution of meiotic recombination intermediates; mitotic intra-S DNA damage checkpoint signaling. The record is from RefSeq and is a predicted model, not a curated record. Gene Ontology annotation, cellular component: Holliday junction resolvase complex; nucleus. Gene Ontology annotation, molecular function: nuclease activity; DNA binding.
AUGGAGGGAACUGUGCAGUGGCUAGCUAAACAGCAAGAGGAGCUGCAGAAAACCCUGCAGGCCUUCCAGCAGUCCCACCAGGCAGAGCUGGCUGGUGGUGCUACAGCUCUGGUGUACAGUGAGGUCUGGUUCCUGGACACAUGGCAUGAGUUGAGCCAGCAUGUUUCUGCACUGACCAAGGCAACAGCAAACUGCCCAUACAAGAAACAGCUGGAGACCCAACUAUUCUCCUUCUGCGCUGAUGGGGGCUGGUCCAGUGGCAUAUGUGUGGAGAAGGAUGGGAUGGGACUGCAACAGGUGUGGAAGAGACAAAUCCAGCAGUUUAACAGAGUCAGCCCUGUUGCGGCGGCAGCAGCCAUAGCAGCAGCAUACCCUUCCCCAAGCCUACUGCUUCAGGCCUAUCAAUAGUGCAGCAGAGAGAAGGACAGACUCCUUCUGCUGAGUGACAUUUGGGUAAAAGCAGAGGAUAGCAGGAGAGAAAGAUGGCUUGGACCAGACUUAUCCUGCCGACUCUCUCUCUUCUUGACAUCCACUAAUCAAGACCUUGUUUUGGACUUAAGUGUGUAG